AUGGAAGACUCCCUCGACAGCCCCUACGGCUUCGCCCUCCGUCGCAGCGGAGGCUGUCUCGACGAUGAAGUCGACUGCGGAGAAACCUGGAAACCUUUCCACACCUGCUGUCCCGGGAGGACCUUCUGUCCCCCAAACCAGAAGAACGUCAAAUGUUGCCCCUCUAAUGCCGACUGUCUGCAGCUGAUCGAAGGCGAUCCGCACUGCGGCAACGGCACUGCCAACAUGUACGACGCCAAAGUGGACGACGAGCAUGGGUAUUUCUGUUGCGAUCCGGCCGAAAAGGGCUUCAUGCGCCCGAAUUCCUUCGUUGGAUGUACCGCCGACAUUGGAGAUUUGGGCGCCUCCACCUCUCUAAUGUCGAUUGUCUCCAAGGGAAUGACAACCCCUACCCCAACCCCAACCCCCUCCUCGAAACCAGCUCCCGCCCCCUCAGCCACAGAAACCUCCGACCUUUCCGGCCCCGAACAGUCCGGCCUCGUCACGGAGGGCGCCGACCAAAACACCGGUACGAACGUUGGCGCGAUCGCCGGCGGCGUCGUGGGCGGCGUUGCCGGCCUGGCUCUCAUCAUCGCACUCCUCUGGUUCCUGCUGCGUCGCCGAAAACAACAACAGUUACAGCAACAGCAACCACCGUCAGUGAACCCCGUGCCCAGGCACGAGUUGCCGGCUUCACCUCGGGUGGAGAUGGCCGUCGACCCCAGUACGGCAGGGUUCUUUGGGAAGAGGGCUCCGACAGAGCUGGAUCCAGAGCCAAGGGCUCGACAGUUGGUACAUGAGUUGCCCGCGGGUGGAUCGGGGGGUAAGGACAUGCCGUCCUAUCGAUGA
Messenger RNA from Aspergillus candidus, 828 nucleotides. RefSeq lists its product as uncharacterized. NCBI's taxonomy places the organism in Eukaryota, Fungi, Ascomycota, Eurotiomycetes, Eurotiales, Aspergillaceae. The coding region runs from base 1 to 828 and encodes 275 amino acids. The transcript is spliced from 2 exons. The record is from RefSeq and is a predicted model, not a curated record.